Molecule: messenger RNA, 2493 nt
Organism: Serendipita indica DSM 11827
Lineage: Eukaryota; Fungi; Basidiomycota; Agaricomycetes; Sebacinales; Serendipitaceae
Source: the annotation of a GenBank genome assembly
AUGGCCGCUCCCAGACCCCCCAAGGGUAAGAAGAAUUUCAACGACAACAACUCUCCCAUCCAAGGAAACCGCGGAGGUCGUCCUCAGGCAUGGCGAGCAAGUGGUGGCUCAAACUACGCCAAUCCGGCUCGUCAGAAUUCUCAGGGCUCGCCGCUCUCGGGAGGCUCAGCUCCCAGAGAGACUGGCUACGACUCCAAGCUCCUGGCGACGCUGGCGACUGCAAAGGGCUCAUCGGUCAUUCUUGCGCUCAAAAACGGCGCACGCCAUGAAGGAAUUGUCGCCGGCAUCAUUUCAGAGGGCGACGCUGCUGGUGUCACUCUCAAGGAUUGCCGAGACCUUGGUGAUGCCUCAGCUACCGUGCGCGCAUCCUUUGUCGUUCCAGCCUCGAACAUUCAGUCCUGGUCCCCAAAACCGAGCAAUGGGAGAGACAGUUUCAGAACAGAUGUCGAUAUCUCGGCGACAGGUGCACAGAAUGGGCCCAGGGAGCGAGAACUUCAGCCGUGGCAACAGCCCGAGGGCACGACCGACGUUGCUGCCAGUCUAGCCGCCUUGCAAGGAGAUGAAGCUACAUUCGGACCUCCUGGUGCUUAUAGUGGCGUUCCUUGGGACCAAUUCGAGGUCAACGAACGCUUGUAUGGCGUCAAGACCAACUUUGACGAGGACAUUUAUACGACCAAGUUGGAUCCCAAUGCUCCUGGUUUCAAAGAGAGAGAACGAAAGGCCCAGCAGAUUGCCAAUGAGAUUCUGUCGGGGACCACGAACAAUCCUCACGUUGCAGAGGAGCGAAACGUCAACGGGACGGAGAAUGGAGUGGGCGAGGAAGAAAAAUAUUCUGCAGUCGUACGGGCACCUGGAGCGUAUGUACCCCCUGGUGCGCGUCGAAAUGGAGCAGGUGCAGCCGUCCCGCCUGCAACCGCUGCCUCCACCGGUGCCAGCGCCUCGGGUGGGACAUCUACUCCGGUCACAAAGGUCACACCUACUCCUACGCCUGCUCCCACCUCGGGUCCGGUACAAGCGCCUGCUGCCACAGGUCAAAAGACUGACGGCCCUGCUGCUACUGCUGCUACUGCUGCUACUGGGGCUCCUAAUGAAGGGCUUCUUGGCGACUUCCUCGAGUUUGUCACGAGCGAGAAGAACAGACUGGCUCAACGGAAACAAGCCAUGCUUCCACGACCUAUUCCCGAGGAUCUCGUGCCCAUCCUCGCCAAGGACGAGGAGAAGCAGAAAGCGAUCGUAGAAAAGGCCAACGCAGAGCUCCAGGCUGCACAACAAGCCCAGGCACAAGCAAAAGCCGCUGCCGCUGCGAAUGCAGUCACGAGCACAGCUGCGACCACCAAGGUUGCCUCUUCUCCAGGUCAAGCCGCGAAGCCAGGUGCUAAACCAGCGGCAACUGCUCCCGCUGACAGCUCUGCGGCCCCAAAGCCAAAGGGAGGCAUGUUCAUCCAGGAGAUUCCGCCGUUUAAUAGGAACAAGGUCCGCAAGCCUGGCACUCCUGCUGCUCCUGGUACGACUCCUUCCGGUCAACCAGCAGCUCCGGCAAUUCAAGCCACCCCGUCCUCGCCCACUACCGCGCAAGCAACCGCCAGGUUGAACGCGAAUGCAUCAGUCUUCAAACCAAAUGCGAAUGCACCUGUAUUCAAGCCUGUCUCACCAGGAGCAACGCCGCCUCCUCCAAAGGGCAAGGAGAAUGUGGCCAAGGAUGCUCCUGCCGUUGCGCAGACGGAACCACCCAAUCCAUUUUAUGGAGCACGAGCUCCAACCAAAAAAGGCGUGUCAGUUCAUCUCAAGGAAGACUUCAAUCCUUUCCGACAUAGCAAGGUCGUCGACGCCUCGCAAGUUUCAUCGAUAUGGCCAUAUAAUGGGAAACGAUUUGCAGCUCUCCAUCCGAUUCUCCCAGGUAUCCACCCAGCUCCUGGUAUCAAUAUGCCAGUCCCGCAAAUUUCAGGUCCACCAACGCAACCGCAUGAGGAAGAUCCUGCCGCGCAGCAGCAAGCUCACGGACAGCGACCGAUUCCUCCACAACAGCCAAUCCCUGCUCAGCAGCCGCAGCCACCGCAAGGAUACCCAAUGAUGUAUUAUCAGUAUCCAUACAGCCCUGCGCCCCAUGGACAGCAGCCUAUGAUGAUGCCCCCAGCAUCGCCAUAUAUGCCUAGCCAUUACAUGCAACCUGUAGCCUAUCCCCAUCAUAUGCCCCCGAAUGCUCCAAUGUAUGGACACCCACCGCCAGGCAUGGCAGGAGUCCCACCUACGCCCCAUUACAUGCCACAUACUCCAUACGGCGCUACCUCUCCUCCUCCCACUGGCACACCGCGAGGUCCAGGCCCCAUGCCUCCUCAACAAAUGCCUCCUCACACCUACUAUCACCCCAGUCCACAACUCACCCAUGCUAUGCCUUAUCCCAUGAUGAUGCCAUCGCAGCCAGGACCGCACUACGACCCCGCUACACAAGGACCUCCUCCAGUUGCCCCUCAACCUGCGCCUAUGGGUCACUAA